Messenger RNA from Salvelinus fontinalis (brook trout), 1460 nucleotides. RefSeq names its product DNA-binding protein inhibitor ID-4-like. Gene Ontology annotation, cellular component: cytoplasm; nucleus. The transcript has 3 exons. The record is from RefSeq and is a predicted model, not a curated record. Gene Ontology annotation, biological process: negative regulation of transcription by RNA polymerase II; circadian regulation of gene expression; cell differentiation. NCBI's taxonomy places the organism in Eukaryota, Metazoa, Chordata, Actinopteri, Salmoniformes, Salmonidae. The coding region runs from base 328 to 717 and encodes 129 amino acids. Gene Ontology annotation, molecular function: transcription regulator activity; protein dimerization activity.
AUCAUGGGCACCGGGCGGCUCGUGAUUGACCGGUUUCUCUCCCGUACUGUCAACCAGCAGCGCGCCGGCGCCUCCCCUUCCCAUAUAAGUGAACGGAAUCUAUUCAUUCUUCACGCUGUGCUUGGUGAAGUAGAACCGACUGGUCCACGGGAUGUUGACAGAAUAAAAUCUACUACUUUUGAAGUAUUUUCGUCGACCGUUUUCUUUUGGUAGUUUGGCUUUUACGUCGCUCAUAGCCAUCUUUAUCGCCGACACAUAAUCUCCGGUAUUUGGUACCAAGUGAUUGUUUUCUCUCUACCCCGCCGUACCGGGUGCGUUAUUACCGAAAUGAAGGCUACUACUUCCGUCCGCUUCCAGAAGGAUACCUCAAGCAGCGGCGGCGACGAGCUUUCGUUACACUACCUCUCGGAUCACAGCCUGAACAUCGCCCGGUCUCGGUUGCAGGAAGAAGAGCAGCUGUGUCCGCAGGACGAUAUGAACCACUGUUACAGUCGCCUGAAGCGCCUCGUACCCACCAUACCGCGGCAUAAGAAAGUCAGCAAAGUGGAGAUCCUUCAGCACGUCAUAGAUUACAUCCUGGACCUGCAGCUAGCGCUAGAGACGCACCCUUCUCUCCUGAAACAACAGACCGGGACAUGCCCGCCGCACCCCGCCUCUAACCGGACACCACUAACGGUUCUCAACACAGACCACCAGAGGAUGUCAACAGGCCAAUAGGAGGACUCCGUUUUGUGUCGCUGAGAAAUGGUGUGCAGAGCGGUUUCGGUGCACAGAGCAGAGCUGAGAGCAGAGAGCAGGGGAGAGCUGCUCCAGUCCACACCCAGCUCAGCCUCAGCCUCCAGCCAGGGAAUCUCAGCCAGCAACACGAAGCUUUAUCACACAGGGGGGGACCCCCCCCCCUCCUCCGCUGAAGAACCUGCUACGGGCAAAUAAAACCCUAUUUAUAACACGUUUAUUAAAAACAAACUAAAGCUGUGUUCAACUGGCCCAUAACUUAACUUUUUAUGUCAAAUACUAUUACAAUCUAAACGGGUGGAAGAAGAAUCCCUUGUUGUGAGGUCUUGCUAGAAACUAGAGCUCGUUGAACAACAAAUACUAGUUUAUAAAAUUAAAAUAACUAAAACCAAAAGUGUGGAACUUUUACUAAAUUGGAAAAUAAUUGUACAUGUUUGGACAUCUAUUGUUUAGAAUAGAUGAUUUUUGUGUUGAACAAGGUUUUUCCCCCCCCUGAGAUAAACAUGUUUCAUAUUGUAAAGAGGAACAAAUGACUGGAGACAUUUCAGAUUGUAGAAACAGAUGCUCAAAGGUGGAAGAAAAUGUCUGUUACGCUCAAAUAGACUAUUGUAAUUAUAAGAUAUUUUUAUUAAAACCUUUUGACGUGUAAAUAAUGUGUUUUUGGACUUUGAAGUGGAUUAAAUAUUAAUACUUCAAGAUGUUACGUUAAUAAACUCUCCACAGCA